Molecule: messenger RNA, 4137 nt
Organism: Ficedula albicollis (Collared flycatcher)
Lineage: Eukaryota; Metazoa; Chordata; Aves; Passeriformes; Muscicapidae
Gene: MAMDC4
Product: MAM domain containing 4
Exons: 29
Coding region: 155-3967 (1270 amino acids)
Cellular component (GO): membrane
Molecular function (GO): protein binding
Source: RefSeq, a predicted model, not a curated record
UCACCAAUGGCUUUGUUCAGCGUGGGACAGAAAACGCCCAGAUUUUCCUGUUACUUCCAAAAAGGGGCUGGGACUCGAAGCACGGGUGCGGCAGAGCAGAGUCAGCGCCCUGGCAGGCUGUGGCACCCCGAGGCUGACGGCGGGAGGUGGCAGCAUGCGAGAUGCGGAGUGCCGGGACAGUGACGGGGUGGAGGGGGUCGUCCAGGGGAAGAUGCCACUGCGAGCUCAGCACCUGCCCCAGCAGGGUCCCAAACCGAGGUGCCCAGGCAAAUGCCACCUGCAGGUCACGCGUGCCCUCCGUCACCUGCUGCUGGCACCGUGCCUGGUUCCCUGCGGGGUUUUCAGCCCCUUUGUCUCUCCCGUAGUCAGAACCGCCCUCCCCAGCGGGUCCGUGGUCGUCAACAGCUGCAGCAGCGCGGCUGAGCAGCUCUGCAACUUUAUCUGUGACUGCAGCGACUGCUCGGAUGAGAACCAGUGCGGGUACCUACGGGGCUCAGCAGUGCUGGGCACCCCCUUCACCUGUGACUUCGAGGACAGUGACUGUGGCUGGCAGGACGUGGGCACGUCGACGUACGGAUGGGUGCGAGGCCGGGCCAGCCUGGCCACGUGGGGUGUGGGGGCUCAUUCGGACCACACCGUGGGCACUGACCUGGGUUGGUUCUUGGUGACUGUGUCACCCCCAGCAAAGACCACGGCCACGGCCUGGCUCAGGUCACCUGAGAUGCGGGAAGCAGCUGCCACGUGUGAGAUCAGAGCGUGGUAUCACCUCUCAGGGAGCUGUGAGAGCACCCAAGGACUGAACCAGACAGAGCGGCCAGUGCUGCGCCUGGCUGUGGCACUCAAGGACGAGGUGGUGGGGCUGUGGCAGAGCCCCGAGCGCAGCAGUGCGGGCUGGCACCAGCUGGUUGCCUACCCUGGCCGGAUCACAGAGCAGUUCCAGCUCAUCUUCUCCCUUACACAACCACCCACCUGUGGGGCAGAGGUGGCACUCGAUGACAUCAUGUUCAGGAACUGUGGCUUACCAGAGGUUGAGCAGCAGGUCUGCGAGGCCCAGGAGAGCCGCUGCCACCGCGGCUCCUGCGUGGCACUGCGUCGUCUCUGCGACGGCACCGACGACUGCGGGGACAGCUCGGACGAGGCACAGUGCGAGAACUUCACCCACUGCUCCUUUGACCACGAUCUCUGUGGCUGGGAGGCGGUGGCCGAGCCACCAGCACCAGUGUGGGGCAGGAACACAAGCCUGAACCUGGGCACCUCUUAUGGCAUUCCCACUCGGGACCACAGCAACAACAGCAGGGCUGGUUUUUUCCUCCACGUGGGCAGUGGCCCCACUGCACAGGCUGAUGGCACAGCUCAACUCAGCAGCCCCACCUUCCAAGCCACCAACUCCUGUUCUCUCGUGUUGUACUGCCACCUCCAUGGCUCAGCCACCAGCAAACUCAGCAUCUCCUAUGUGACCAACUUUACCAAGCACCUGAUGAGGGAGAGGACAGGAGACCUGGGCAGCUGCUGGGUCCGGGAGAGAGUGGACUUCAACGUGAUGCAUCCCUUCAAGGUGCUGAUUGAGGGGGUGGCUGGCAGCGGGGGAACCGUGGCCAUUGAUGACCUGAUCCUGUCUCAAGGCUGUGUGAGGCAGCAGGAGGAGGCUCCGGUGCCGCCGCCGAGGCAGGCGGGUGCCAGCCCCUGCGCCGCGGACCAGACGGCCUGCGCCAGCGGGGACUGCAUCGCCGCAGAGCUGGCCUGCGACUUCGCCGCCACCUGCGCCGACGGCUCCGAUGAGACGCGCUGCGGGACAACAACCUUUGAGUCAGGGGCUGGGGGCUGGCACGACGUCAGCCUGGGGCGGCUGCGCUGGGGUCUGCAGAACGUCACUGAGUCUGGCAGCUUCCUCACAGGGACUUUCUUGGCCCUCCAGACAGGAGAAGGACAGAUGGUGGGUCCUGCGAAGGCACGAACGCCUCCGCUGGGCCCCUCUGGCCCUGCCUGCACUGUGGAGAUGAGCUACCACAUCCACAGUGAUCCCCAAGGCUUCCUUGCCAUCAGUGUCACAGAUUACACCACUGGCACCACCCAGCUGGCCUGGCAGACACAAGGUCGCAGCAGCCCAACCAGGGGUCAUGUCCGUGUCCCACUGGGAGAGAGAAGCCGUCCCUUCCAGGUUGAGCUGCUGGCACUGGUGGAUCUCCAGGGCUCAGAGAGUGUUGGUGUUGACAACGUGACAUUUGAGCAGUGCUACCUCGACGUGAUGUCACCUGCAGCUGCGGAGCUGUCCUGCAAUUUUGAGACGGGCAUGUGUGGCUGGUACCAGGAUCUUUCCAGUGACUUCAAAUGGGUCCACAGCACAGGGCAGGGACAGGGCUCUGACCACACCACUGGCUCGGGCUACUUCUUGUCUGUGGACCCCUCUGUGCCAUGGAGCCAUGGGCAGCGGGCCCAGCUCCUCACGUCCCGUCAGGAGCCGGCCACUGCCCCACGCUGUCUCUCCUUCUGGUACCGCCUGGCUGGCCCACAGAUUGGUACCCUGAACCUCAAGCUGCGGCGGGAGGGAGGGGAGGAGGUGGUGCUGUGGACCCGCCGAGGAACCCAGGGCAGUGUCUGGCACCGGGCACGGGCAACAUUGCCCGCCACGGGCCAGCAGCGGUACCAGGUGGCUUUCGAGGUGCUGCGCGACGGUUUCCUGGGGGAUGUGGGGCUGGACGACAUCACGCAGACAGCGGGACCCUGCGGGGCCGAGCUCUCCUGCACCUUCGAGGCGGAGGGCUGCGGGCUGGCAGCCAGCGGGAAGGGCACCUGGCGGCGGCAGAGCAACGGCACCGGCGCCACCGCUGGCCCUGCGGCUGACCACACCACCGGCACUGCCGCAGGCCAUUACAUGGUGGUGAACACGGGCAGGGUCUCCCUGCCUACGGGGCACACGGCUGUCCUCACCUCCCAGCCCUACCAGCCCUCCGUGUCUGCCCAGUGCCUGGCCUUCUGGUACCAGCUGAGCGCUGGGACCCCAGGUUCCCUCAGGGUGUUCGUGGAGCAGAGCAGGGUGAGGAGGAAAAUUCUGAGCAUAAGCACCAUGGAAAGGAGCGACUGGCACCGCAGCCAGGUCACCAUCCAGCCCGAUGGCGACUGGCAGGUGGUGUUUGAGGCAGUGGGAGCUGGGGCUGACCACGGAUACAUUGCACUGGAUGACCUGCACGUGUCAGAUGGAGCCUGUCCUGAGCCAGCAUCCUGUGACUUCGAGCAGGACUCCUGUGGCUGGAGCAGCCCCUCAGAUCCCCGCUUGCACAGUUUUGCCUGGGGCUGGAAGAGCGGGAUCGCCCUGGCCAAGUACCCUGGCCCUGAGCAGGAUCAUACCCUGGGCACAAGGAACGGUCACUACAUGCACUUCGACACCAGCGUGCUGGGUGCCAGGGGCACCAGUGCCCUGCUGGAGAGCCCACCCCUGCCCGCGGCCACCGAUUCCUGCCUGCGCUUCUGGUACCACAUGGACAUCCCGGAGCACCUCUGUGAGCACGGCAAGGGCAGGGAGGAGGUGCCAUCCCCGGCUGGGCAGUGGCGAUGGCCCAUUCGCCCCGGGUGCGGUCAUCCCAGCAGAGGGUGGGAGCGCGCCGCGGUGCCGCUGCGGAGCCCCGCGGAGUUCCAGAUCAGCUUUGAGAUCACCACUCGGAGGUGGCCGAUGGAGGGGACGGUGGCACUGGAUGACAUCGCGUACAGCGCCAGGGUGGGCUGCCAUUCCAGCCCGGAGAGUCCCGUGGAAGGGAAACCCUCCGGCAAUUUUGUGACGGAGGUGGUGCUCAGUCUGCUCCUGGCCCUCGUCGUCGUGGGGCUGGUGGCUGCUGGGGGUUGGUACUGCCUGAAACAGCGACGGGUAGCGAGCAGGACACCGACAGAGAGCAACAGUCCCCAGGGCUUCGACAACAUCACCUUCCGGGAUGACAAGGUGAUUAUAUCUCCAAGGGAGGGGGAUGAGUCUUGAAAGUGGCAGCCAGCAGCAGGAAUUGCCUGCGCCCCCGGGCAGAGCACCCUCGACAGGAACCCGCACUCCAUCAGUUGCCCGCUCUCUGCCCCCGGCACCGGGGAGCCGGCACCCCGGGGAGCCCGUCCCGCCCCGGGACACACCGCCCAUCACUACCUCCACGUGCUCGG